Molecule: messenger RNA, 695 nt
Organism: Medioppia subpectinata
Lineage: Eukaryota; Metazoa; Arthropoda; Arachnida; Sarcoptiformes; Oppiidae
Source: the annotation of a GenBank genome assembly
CUCUGUUUUCUUUUGGCGUUAAUUAAAACCUCUUCAGGAAAGCGACUGAAGAAGAAGAAAACAUCGAUAAAGAAGUGUACACUUAAUCCUUAUUAUAACGAAUCGUUUACAUUUGAGAUACCGUUUGAACAAAUCCAAAAAGUGGUUCUCGUCGUCACUGUCGUCGACUACGACCGCAUCGGCACUUCCGAACCCAUCGGGAAAGCUGUGUUGGGCUGUAACGCGUCGGGCACUGAAUUGAGACACUGGAUGGAUAUGUUGGCGUCGCCCCGAAGACCUAUAGCUCAGUGGCAUUCCCUAAAGGAUCCGGAAGACAGCGGCGGCAAAGAAAACUAGAGAUCAGAGACGAAGAAAAAAAUAUAUAUUAAAAACUUUUUUCAAUUCAUACUUCAAAUAUUUUACGAGAAAACUUUUUAUUAUUAUUGUGUUUUUAAAUCGUCGAGUAAUUACUUGUGUUUUGCUAAAACAACUUUUAUUGUAUCGUUUCAAAAGUAUUAAUCUUAUUAUCGACAUGUGAUUAUACAGAAUAUAUACAAUAUAAUUAUUUGAAACCAUUUGGGUUUAAUGACAACAUGUUAAACAACAUAUUCCUAAUGAUUAUACUUAUACCCCAUAUUAUAAUAUCCUUUACAUAUGAUAUGAUAUUUUAUGUUUGAUUUUUUUGAAUAGAUUUUUAAAAUCUGAGUCUGAAAUGG